AUGAACGGAGUAACUUCUUUUGUGCUGCUCUUGGCAGCUCUAUUGGCUUUCGAGGUGGUCGAUAGUAAGCCCAUGGGUAACGUCAUUGACUUGGACAAGUUCUUUGAGGAGGCAGACACUAAUUCCCAGGAGCGCGUAGUGGGCGGCUAUGAUGUGCCGGAGGACGAGUAUGUUCCCUACCAGGUCUCGAUGCAGUUCCUCACUCGCAACGGCCAGAAGCGACAUUUCUGCGGUGGUUCCUUGGUGGCUCCAAAUCGUGUCCUUACUGCCGCUCACUGCGUCAAUGGCCAGAAUGCCAGCCGGAUUAGUGUGGUGGCCGGUAUCCGGGAUCUGAAUGACUCCUCCGGCUUCCGAUCGCAGGUGCUGUCGUAUGAGAUGAACGAGAACUACCAGGAGCUGGUGACCAGCGAUAUAGCCAUUCUAAAGAUUGACCCUCCAUUUGAGCUGGACGAGAAGCGGGUCUCCACCAUAGAUGUGAGCAGCUCGGAUCUGGUUGGCGCUGAUCAGGAGGUCCUGCUUACCGGCUGGGGUUCGGUCUUUCACUUUGGCACAGGACCCUUUGCCAAGUAUCCUACGGUGCUGCAGAAACUCAACUACAAGACCCUGAGCAAUGCCAAGUGCAAGCAGACCAUGACGCAGUUGACGGACACAGAGAUCUGUGCCCUGGAAAGGUUUGGCAAGGGGGCUUGCAAUGGCGACUCUGGCGGCCCUCUGGUGAUGAAGAGUGGUGAGACCUUGCGUCAGGUGGGCGUCGUUUCCUACGGCACCGCUUUCUGUGCCUCCAACAGUCCCGAUGUCUACACCAGAGUGUCCAUGUUCGAUGGUUGGAUCAAAGAGAGAAUGGCCUAA
Molecule: messenger RNA, 849 nt
Organism: Drosophila serrata
Lineage: Eukaryota; Metazoa; Arthropoda; Insecta; Diptera; Drosophilidae
Product: chymotrypsin-2
Biological process (GO): proteolysis
Molecular function (GO): serine-type endopeptidase activity
Source: RefSeq, a predicted model, not a curated record